Messenger RNA from Gastrolobium bilobum, 1533 nucleotides. Its product is annotated as BTB/POZ domain-containing protein At3g22104-like. Bases 1 to 1533 code for a protein of 510 amino acids. The transcript is spliced from 4 exons. Lineage: Eukaryota; Viridiplantae; Streptophyta; Magnoliopsida; Fabales; Fabaceae. Gene Ontology annotation, molecular function: protein binding. The record is from RefSeq and is a predicted model, not a curated record.
AUGGGAUCUUCCCGUGACCUUGAAGUGAAUAUCAAUGGCGAAGAAAGUUUCAUGGUAGACAAGAAUAUUCUUUCAUCUUUCUCCCGUAAAUUUAGCAACUUAAUUGGUAAUCUGGAAGACAAAAAUGGGGGCCAGAAAGUUAUAAUUAAUGACUUUCCAGGAGGUGCACAUGGUUUUGAGCUCAUAGUAGAACUUUGCAACAAUAGUAACAGGAUCAAGAUAACUCCAUCCAAUGUAGCCCUGCUAUGUUCUGCUGCUCAUUUCUUGGAGAUGGAAUGUGAUCAUGAUCAUGAUCAUGAUCUUGUAACACCCAGCUUCAAACACCGAAUUGAAAAUUUUCUUGAAGGGAUUCGUAUCUGGACUUGGUGUGAACUCCUGGAAGCAUUGAAACAGUGCCAAGAAUUAUUCUCUUCCAAAAGUUGUUUAGCAACUCUAGAGAGAAUUUUGGAUCACUUGAUGGAAAGCCUUACUUUGCAUAUUACAAGCCUAUAUACAUCUUCCGCUGAGAGAUCCAGCAUCCGGUUUUCCUGUGAUACUAGCAGUGCCAGCAGCUGUAGAAACAACUCCUCUGGGACUACAUGGUGGUUUAAACAUCUUCUGUUCUUGAAGAUUGUUUUGUUAGACAAGAUGAUAAGGAUAAUGAUAUCUCAUGAUUUUGAUCAUGGUAUACUGUCCAAGUUUUUAUUCUACUAUCGCAACUUAAGUUGUGUUUGUGCUGCACGAGCUGGGAGGAUUGAGAUAACUGAGGUUGUGAUCAAUCUUCUUACAUUGCUCGAUAUGAAAUCGGUUUCUUGGAAGGAUUUAUUCGAUCUUUAUCGAAUUGCUACUGGCUUGAGAUUAAGCAGAGUUUGCAAAAACAAGAUAGAAGGUCUUGUUGUUCCUCUGCUGCAUCAUGCAACAAUCGAUUAUCUACUUCUUCCAUCUCCACGUGGGAGUCGUCAUGCAUAUGAUGUUGAUUCUGUCCUAAGGCUCAUGCAUAAAUAUUAUUUUGGAGGAAGUACUGCUGAUUUAACUUUGAGUCCAAUUAAGAGAGUUGCAAAAAUGAUGGAUUUGUUUCUUGCCGAAGUUGCUCCAGAUCCUCAUCUAAAACCUUCUGAGUUUGAAGCAUUGAUUACUGUGCUCCCAGAUACAGCGAGGGAAUCUCAUGAUCAGUUAUAUCAAACCAUGGACAUGUAUCUAAAGGUCCAUGCAGGAGUAGGUGACAAGGAAAAGAUGAGUAUCUGUCGUCCACUGAAGCACGAGAAGCUGUCACCUAAACUUUUGAGACAUCUCAGACGAAAUUUGUUAUUUCCUUCUGAAACAAAACUAAGGGCUCAUGUUACUAAACGAUGCCGAAUGAAAACCUUAUUCCUGGAAAAUUAUACUUUGAAAAACUUUUUUGACUCCAUGUUAUGUAAAACCUUCAAGAAGAUGGAUGUGGAAGAGAUUCUUAGAGGAGUUUUGGAAGGGAUGCGGAGUGGGAACCAAUUGGCUUGCGAAAAGAAGUCAGGAAUUCAUAUCGAGAGCAAUGGAAUUCACUUGCCAAAACUCUGA